GCUACGUGUCGCGAGACAAAUCGAGAACGCACAAGCCAGCGAGCGCGCUAGCCAGUUUUGUUUUCCCGUUAGUAAAAAUCCGGGUGUAUUAUGACCACAAUGUCCGGAGGAACCAAUCUGGGGGUCCCGGGCUCGAGCCAAGCACCCUCUUUAACAUCCAUAACCCGUAAAAAAGACAGCAGUCCGUCCGCCAGGUUCUGGGAGAGUCCGGAUACUCUAGUCCAGCUGGAGCUGGUGCGACAGUGGAUCGGGAAGCACUACAAAAAGGUACCGAGGCUAGCUGAGGGGCAGCAGCUGAGGGGCUAGCCGCCCCCUGCUAGCAGCCACGGGCUCCGACUGUAAACAAAUGGUCAUGCUGCAUAACGGUGAUCUGCUGUGGUUUUUGCCAUAUUUAGUAAAUUCAGGGUGUCUGGUCCCUGUUUAAUUCACAUUAAAUGAGGUUCAUGCACAGCCAAGUUCAGGAGGUACAUCAAAACAAAUGCAAUAGUUACAUCAGGAAGAGUAUCAAGGAAAUGCUUCAGGUGAUACUAUUGUGUUGUAUUCAGUUUGAAACGCAGAUCAGUCAUCUCAGUCAGGUUUACUUCUCUGUGUGUUUCAGUAUGUGUUGGUGGAUCCUCCAUCCUGUCAGGCUCUGGCUUCAGUCACCCUGCAGCUCCUGCAGUUUCAAGAAGAAGCCUUUGGCAGACAAGCUGUCAGUCCUGUUCUCACCAAACUGCCUGUGAGUUAUCCUCCUCCACCUCCUUUUCUCAGUGUUAUAAUUUAGGAAUAAGCCUCAAUAAACAAAAAGGUUUCAACAAAGGAUCAUGUCUCUGCAGGCUCAGUGCUUCCUGGACCUGCGGCCGGGUGCUGGACUCUGCCACAUCCUCGGCACUGCCCACAAGUUCAAGGCAGAGCAAGGCUGGUGAGUUAUCUUUUAUCUUCAGUAUUUACCACUGUGUUUCUAGGGCUGGGCGAUAUGUGAAAAAGUUUAUCACAAUAUUUUUUUCUGGGAGGUCUUUGCGCUAGAGAAAGCAGACUGAAUGUUCGGCUGUUUCAGCUGCACAGGCGCCGUGGGCUGCUUGCUCGGGGUUUGUAACCUUUUGCAUUGCGCGUGCUCUGCCGCGUGGCACUGCUUCAGGUGGUGGAAAAGAUUUUAGGUAUUCCCCGACUUUGCGAGAACAUGUACUUGACAUAAUUUACAGUGCACAUUACUCUGCUUCAUCUCAAACCUUGAAAAACCAAAAUACAUCCACACCACCGCCAUUUUCAUGCCAGUGUCAUGCCAGUGUUGUCGACAAUGUCGUUGAGCCGCAGCAACUCCCCUUUUCAUUGGCUAUUUGUAUAGUCUACCAAAACAUGGCAGAAUGCUGACUAUUGAAGAUAUAUUGACCAUGUUUUAAAUUGAUAUUGAGGGAAAUAAAUUUUCGAUGUAUAUCAUUAUUGUUUUAUCGCCCCACCCUAUGUGCACCUUCUACUUUCUCACUCCUCUUCCUUCUCUUUCCAGGCGGAGGUUUGACCUGCAGAAUCCAUCUAGAACUGAGAGGAAUGUUGAGAUGUUUGGAGCUAUAGAGAAAGCACUCGUCCAGGUGAGAAAAAGAAAACUUUUAAUACGCAAACAUCUGCCUUUUCCAUCAGGUCUCACUGAUGAUUAACAUGAUAUGGCGUUUGUUUUUAGAAUAACUGUAUGACUCUCCCUGUGGUGUACCUGGACCCUUCGCUGGAUCAGGAGCUGGCUGGCAGACUUUCAGAUAUUAUCACAAAACACCAGGUAAAAUGCCAAAGAAAAGAGUCCGCAGAUUAAAAUGGAAUGAGAAGGUUUUAAUAGGUAAGAAACAGCUCCGGCAUAUUCAGUUUUAGAGUCUCUGUUCUUCCGCAGGGUUCACUCACUGAGGACCGCACGCUUGCCAGUCAUCACAUCUACCCCUCACCGGCCUCCAAAGAUGAAGGUCAGUCAGAGAUUGGAGUCACAUGGGAGUGUGAAGCAGUCUGGUGAAAAUGUCUUACACACCUCUGACUUGAUACAUUUCCUUGUCACAUCUAUUUUCAGACGAAUGGAUGCGUCCUGUUAUGCGGAAAGACAAACAUGUCUUGGUACAUUGGGGCAUGCACCCUGACAGGUAACGCACAAGCUCACACACACACACACCCACACACACAUACAGGGCAAGAACUAAUGUGUUUCUUGUCAUUUUUGUACAGUUAUGAUAGCUGGCUGUCCUCCAAUGAUGUUGAAGGAGAAGUUGAAGAUCCUCCUCAUUCACAGAAGCCUUGGCAGGUACGUCUCUUAAUUCUUUGUCAUUACAGUUUAAUAACACACUUUUUAUGAUCUUUCCCAAAUGACAAGAGGCAGACACCAGAGUUCAGGAUAUAUAAUGAAAGUACAUGUAAUUCUCGCAAGAAUGGAGCACAAACAAUUCAUCAAGCAGAUACACAGAGGUGGUCCCCCGAUUGUGGGGUUUUAGAGUCUUUUCUCCUCAUCUUCUUGGAUCUUUGUCAUCACUUCCAAUUUAAACAAGUGUCUUUAUUUUUGCACCCUCUAUGCACAUCUUUGAUAGCAUUUUCUCAUCACUACUACAGCAAUUCACGGCUAAUUACACAGGUUGAUGCUUAACUGAACACGACAUCCCAACAUUGGAUCAUGUGUUACAGCAGUCUAUUUAGAGUCAGUUUGUGCCACAAGUUUCAUUAUUUUUUAGACUGAGACAAGGUUUUUGGACUAAAACACCCCAGAAGUAUUGUUUACACUUGGCAAAUCAUGUCUGCAGACACUGCAGGCAGUCUGAGUAGAGCAGUAGUAGAGUAAGCAACAUCAACAUCCCUUUAAAUUAUCAGAGGUAAAACGAUAUGAUGAUAUCUAAGAGUUUGAUGUAUAUUCUGUUAUAUGGAAUAAUGAGAACAGGAGAGUUAUAUAAAUUGCAGCUGGCAUGAAUGUGUCAUAUUUGGACAUCUUGAGCAUGCAGCCUAUUGUAUUUUUCUAUUUCAUGAAUCAAUUCAAAAUCCAUCUGGCAUAUGUUUUUGGCUUGGCUCAGUUAUUUUAAAUUGUGACGUGCAUUGUUAAAUGGUUACAUUUUAAUCAAAUGCAGAAAAACACCACCAUGCUAUCGGCUUUAUUUAUGUCACACAUCACCUGCUCUGUAAACAUUGGCAUUAGUACAGGCCACUGAAAAGUUCACAUCAACUGAGUUAUUUGUGGGAAGUGCAUUGCUGUCUUGCGCUAAUUCUGCAAUGCUCUCAGUCUUUGCAAAUGGAAAUGAGAACCUGUUUUAUUGCACUCAUGCCAGAUCUGAUCACAAGUGGCAACUCACCACACAUAACUGGAGCAAAAUACCAAGGCAUAAGACGGUUCUAUAUAAAGCCUGAAGAUUAUUAUUUAUCUGCUCAAGCAAUUGAACUGAAAUGUUCCUGUGUGUGACACUCAUUUUGUGUUACUGCUGUAGGUGAGCGCUGGCUGGGUUCUGGACACAGAUGUUUUUAAUGAGUGGAUGAACGAGGAGGACUACUGUGUGGAUGAGAGGAAUGUACCCGUUAUUCUCCGUAGACGGAUUCACCUGAGAGAUGACCAGGUUUGUGGGAAACUGUAGAUCUGGAUGGCUUGUGAGGGGGAAUAUGUAUUCAGCUACUAGCUUCUUAUAUCUUGACCUACUUCAUCUAGUAUCUUGACCUACUUAUUGAGAUAUAUGUGACUCAGAUGUUCAUUGUAAUGACUCUCUUCACUUUCAUUUGUACCUCGCAGGAAUCCAAAUCAGCCCCUGUCAAAAAGAGAAGGCGCUCUCCAUCUCCUCCCCCCACGGAGGGCAGGAAGAAAGGAAAGAAGGGGUGAGAAGCAACAGCUGUGCCAAAUAUUUAGUCAUCUUCAUGGUUUUGCAUGUUGGUAUAAGUCUCGACAUUGCCUUCUUGUGUGUGUUUCUGUGCACAGAAGAAGACGUGGACCACAGGAGGAAGAGCCCGAGGAGGAUUUGACUAAAGACAUGGAGGAUCCCACCCCUGUCCCUAACAUGGAGGAAGUUAUCCUACCCAAGAAUGGUAAACACUCAGCCAGAGCAGAGGCAAAGACAAGAAAACAGUCACGUGAAAGUAUUUUUUUCCUGAACUUUGACUUUGUCUCUCCUGAUUUUAGUGAACCUGAAGAAGGACAGUGAGAAUACUCCUGUGAAAGGAGGGACCAUGGCAGAUUUGGGUACAUGUGUUUACAUUUACUCCUGUUAAAAUCAUAUAAGACCGGCCUCGGAUAACCUCUGUUUACUUAUCGUUCUAUUUCCCAUUUUCAGAUGAUCAAGAGGAUGACUUCCCAGGAAGGGUAGACCCUCUUUUUUUAGCUUUAAAAUCUUUCAUCUAGUGAAAGUCUUUCUUGUCAUCUGUUGUUAUUAAAGGCACUUUUUUAUGUUUCUGUGCUUCCAGGACGAUGAGGAUGGGAGACCGGAGAUACCUCCUCGCCUGUCAGAGGCAGAGGAAAGCAUCCCAGAGCAAACCCAUCACAUCAUAAUACCGAGCUACACGUCCUGGUUCAAUAACAACAGGUAGAUCUGCACCUGAACUCAGCUUUCUUAGCCUAACAUUAUAGCUCAAUCACCAACAACCUCUCUGUCUGUGGUUCCCAGCAUUCACUCGAUAGAGAAACGCGCAUUGCCUGAAUUCUUUAAUGGAAAGAACAAGUCCAAGUCUCCAGAAAUGUGAGUACUGCGCAUACCAGACUAUUCAUCUGAUUGAUACAGCACCAUUAAGACCUGAUCUUUCUUGUGCACUGCAGCUACCUGGCAUACCGUAACUUCAUGAUCGACACAUACCGCCUGAACCCCCAGGAGUACCUCAGCUCCACGUCCUGCAGACGCAGCCUCACAGGAGACAUCUGUGCUCUCAUGAGGUACGCUUAAGUGUGUGGGUGUUUGCCACUGUGCAAUGCCUGCUGCAUUUGCUAAAUAAAGUGCAGCAUGUGGGUGUUGGGAUAUAUGAGUCUGUUUUGUAAUUUAAUCUGUUAAUGUGGAGAAGGAGCAUAUGGUAUGUAGGGCGUGUGUGUCUGCAGUAUUUUCAUAUCCGUCUGAGGAGGCGGUUUCUCUGCUGAAAAACAUGAAUAAGUAAAAGUAACGAUCCCCUUUGUGUGCAGGGUUCAUGCCUUUCUGGAGCAGUGGGGUUUGAUUAACUACCAGGUGGAUGCAGAGAGCAGACCCCUCCCUAUGGGACCCCCACCCACCCCUCAUUUCAAUGUACUGGCUGACACACCAACUGGGCUGGCCCCCCUGCAACACAAACCCCUGCAGGUAAAGCACGCACACAUGCAGAGAGAACACAAAGAGCUCUGCACAUUUGUACAUGAAACACGUCUUUGUAACAUCUGACAUUCGUCCUGAUGCGCUCUGGCGCUCGCUCUGUCUUCCACAGGUUUCAGCCUCGCAGCACAUGUUGUAUUUCCCAGAGAAGAGCAGAGAGAAGCCGUCAGACUGCCAGAACUUCGGUCUGCGCUCUGACAUCUACGCCAAGAAACACCCAAAGGUGACACAGCAGAUGUUUGUAAAACUCUUAUACUGACUGUCUGCAUCUUGUUUUGUUGUUUUUUUUUUAAAUUUGCUGUUUUGUUUUACUGUAUACUUAUUUUACUAGACUCUCAUUUCAACAGUUUCUGCAAAAGGUUGUUUCAUUGAAGAAAAAGGUUUAAAUGAAUUCAAUCUGAUGGUGUUUCUCAGACUAAAGGAGCAAGUGCAGGAAGGGAAUGGACAGAGCAAGAGACGCUCUUGCUAUUAGAGGUAAGAAAAUCUGAGAUUAUACACAUGACUCAUAAUCCUACCAUAAAGGGAAUAUUUUAUUUCUAAUUUAUGUAAAUCUUCCACAUUAGCAUGAAAUUUUUCUCAACCUUGUUCAUCGUCAUGUCUCUCUCAGGCCUUGGAGGUCUACAGGGACGACUGGAAUAAAGUCUCUGAACAUGUGGGCUCCAGGACGCAGGACGAAUGUAUCCUCCACUUCCUCCGCCUGCCGAUUGAAGACCCUUACCUGGAAGACUCUUCGGCCUCCCUCGGUCCGCUGGCGUACCAGCCCGUGCCUUUCAGCCAAUCGGAAAACCCCGUCAUGAGCACUGUGGCCUUCCUUGCAUCUGUGGUGGACCCACGGGUGGCAUCAUCUGCUGCUAAAGCUGCACUAGGUGAGAGAACAGAGAGAACAGUGUUAAAUUUUUGUUAGAAAGUGACCUUUUUUAUGGUAGAGGAGACAGUUAACUGUGUGGUCAUUAUGUUUUCAUUUGUCUCCAGAGGAAUUUUCCAGGACGCAGGAAGAAUCAGGGGAUAAGAUCUCGGAAGCAUCAAAUCAGCCUGAAAAAUCAGGUAGGAAUAAAACAUGCUUGUAACAUCGAGCACACAGACUUUAAAUGCAUUUUUAUUCAUUUAUUCUCUCCUCCACUUCUGUUCUUCAGAAUUGAUGGAUGCAGAAAAAACAGACUCAAACUCCUCUUCCCUUCAGGUGAAAAGCGAUUACUGAUCAGAGAUGGUUUUACUAAACUGAGUGCUGAACUCUGAGUCUUACCUUUUGUGUCUGGGUCUGUUUCAGGUCUCUUUAAGAGCAGAUGGGCUCAAGAUAGAACCUAGUGGGGCCAAAGCUGAAGGAGUCAAGAGAGAACACGCUGAAAAUAUUCUCACAGAGGAUAGAGACGGUCUGUAAAAAUGUACCAGGACAUAUUUUUUGUGUUUUUGUGAAUGUGUUUGUUUUCUAUCUUUUAAAAAAAGUUUCCUCUGAUCCAGGAGGGGAUGACGAGGAGAGCGUAGGGCGGCGGGAUGCAGAUGGUGACGAGGGGAGGGUGAUGGAGCAGGAUCUGGUGGAAGCUACCGUUACCACGGCAGCAGCAGCUGCUCUGGCCUCAGCUGCCACUAAGGCUAAGGUAAGCCUGCCCCUCCGCUUUGAGAUGGACCAAUCACAGGAGGGCGAAGAGAAGAAAGGGUUGUUGGUUAGAGGGAAAAAAAGUCUUUUUUCAGUUGUACAGUUAUAUCACAGGCUUCAUCUGUGAGGUCACAGGAGGACUUGGCUUUGCACGUCUUUUAGUGUAUUAAGGAUAAUAGCAAAUAUCCACCAAAGUGGGGAUGGAGGUUAUUCAAAAUGGAUCGGAUGAACAAGCUUUAUGGGAUCAGCAUUUGUUUUUAUUAUAGACGAUACAGGUUUGUUUUUAAUAUCGACGCUAAAGAUCCUGUGAGGAGUUUUUAACAGUUAUGAAAAAGACUGAAAUUAACACUGGUGCUUUUUUAUAGUAUCCAAGAGAAAUCAAGACCAGCAGGUACAUUAUUGAUGUUUUUAUACUGUAAUUUUAGUUGACAGUCGAGCUGCUGAAAAAAAGGUCACAUUUAACAAUUUACUCAAAGAUAUUUACAAGAAAUGACACAUUUGACUGUCAAAAGUCAACAGGAUGAAAUUUUUAUGUCAAAAGGUGCUGUUUGAGCAUUUAGAGAGAAAGAUAUGCAAAGUCUGCUUUGUCCACAGGGGGCGCCAUAAUAGAUCCAAACUGUAAGUUCCUCACAGGAGCUUCAUGUAAUGUGUCUGCUGUCUAUUUCCAGCAUUUCAAAAUACUUAAACGAUCAACAUGCGCUGCCAGUUAUAAAUGCAGAAGCUUUCAUGAAUGUCAACACCGACAAAUAACUUUUGAAGGUAUUAUAAACCUGAAAUCUUCCAUUGAGAAAUAAGAUAAGCUACAACAAAACUCAGAAACUACUAAGGCAUGGAUACAGAGGGAAACUGCAAGUAAAAACAGCUUAGAAAUUUUACAGCAAAUAAGUCUAAAAUAUAUAUAUAUAGAUAUAUAUUUCUGAAUAAACACACCAGAUGAUGCAGUUCUCUUAAAAAGUUAGGGAGAUGCUCGCAGGUAGUAUUUUGUUCCCCCCUCAUUAUGCGUGAAACAAAACUAAACUAGGAAUCCAUGAUGGAUCUGUCACUCUUGUCCUGUCAUGAUUAGUCUUGUCUGAUCAUUUGAGGUAACUCCUGGAAAAAAGCAAAAGGUUUAUCUCUCUAAACAGAAAAUAGUUGGUCAUCUGUCUCUUUGUUUACCGUGAGGCAGACUGAAUUACCAGACUAUAAUUAAACGGAGAAUCAGAGCUGCAGUGGUAUUGAAAACAUUUUACAGCGUGAGCUCUCGCAGUGUUUAACUGCCAAGAAAUUGCCUCCCGAUUACCGUAAUAUCGUCCCGGCUCUAGUUACUGAUGAUUGAUUGGGUUGUUUUCUCUUAUUCAGUCUCCCAAUUUAUUUUCUUUCUCUCUCCUCACCAUGCUUGGUUGCAUCCAAUUUAAUGUACCUUCCUCUCACCUCUUAUCUUCUCCUCCUCUUCCUCAGUUUUCCUACUCCUAUCUCUACCUCUUUCCUAACUGUCAAAUGCACUUACAGCAGAGUUUCACUUUAAUGGAUGUUGUCCUUCCCCCUCUAACUUCUCGGGUCUUUGUGCUCUUCUGUUCGCAGCACUUGGCCGCAGUAGAAGAGAGGAAGAUCAAGUCUCUGGUGGCUCUGCUGGUGGAGACUCAGAUGAAGAAGCUGGAGAUAAAGCUGAGGCACUUUGAGGAGCUGGAGACCAUCAUGGACCGCGAGAAAGAGGCGGUGAGUGGACACAAAUACAGGAGGAUGACAUGAAAGUGAAUUGCAUUAAUUGGUAAAGUUUAUGAAGUGCUGUGUCACUCCACUCUUGUCUUGCCUUUUUUUCAGUUAGAUUGAGUGUUUUCCAUAAAUAUCAGGAUAAUAUCUUGAUUGCAAAAUCAGACGGUGAAUGUCACAUCUCCUAACAGCCCUAAGUAAUGACAUGUUUUACUUCUGAAGAUAUUGUAUCAUUCAAGUAAUCAAUCAGAUCUUAUUUAUAGAGCACUUUUCCUGCAUGGACAUACAACACAAAGUGCUUUACACACAUAAAGGAAGAAAAAAAGGAACAUAGAAAAGCAACUACAAAUAAAGGCCCUCCCUCCUGCCCUUUAUACUACUUGCACAAGCACACACAUGCACACACACACACACACACACACACACACACACACACACAGCCACAGGCGCCUGCACACUCUCACUACUGACAAUAGGGAGAUAUGAUCCAUGGGACAUCCACACUGGGAGGUGUCGCAGGCUUCGCCACAGGGGGCACCAGCGCCCAGGCCCCCCGACCACGACAGACAACAGCCAGCCGGGCUGAAGGGACCCAGGGACAGUGCCCCCAGCAGCAACUCAGACACAGCUCCCAGUGUGGAGGACCCCCUAAGGAAAUACUAGAGUUAAAACUGAAAACUAAAAGAAUAUGAUAGGAUUAAAAAAAAAAAACUGAAAAAAAUUAGUGUGUGUUUACAGUUUAAAAGGAUAAAAGAUAAUAAGUAAAAUAUUACCAAUGAUAAGUAAAACAAAUAAAAUUAUUUAAGGUUAAUAUCAUCUUAAAAAACAAGAUAAAAGCAACAACAUAAAAUAAGAUUGAAUCGCGAAAGUAAGAACAGUCUGAGGGCCUCAGGACCGCAGCACUCUGUUAAUCUCUUUUUGUUUUGCAUGUUCUCCUGAGCAGGUAUGAGUCACACCUGCUGUAUUAAAGUGCAGCAAUCAUCUCAUGGAGCUCCGGGACUUUCUUUCAAUUUAUGCUGAAGGAGAGUCGAAGCUUCAGUAAACACAGUGACAUCUGGUGGCAUUCAAAAUCCAAGACAGCCCUUGAAACGAUAGUCUUAAAUCAACAAUACGUCUCUGUUAUAUUCAGAGUUUUUGUCUUUUUGAGAAAUAAAAGUUCAAGUGGGCACAUGUGCAUUCAGUAUUUACACUCUAGUGGGAGUUUGUUGUGCAAAAAUGUCAACAAAUGCAUCAUCACCAAGUCCUUAUGUUUCUCUCUUCUUAUGCAGAAAACACAAGGUAACCUGUUUGUUUGCACACACCUGUAAACAAAUACUGAAACACAACAGAAGUCAAAUCUUUCCAAAACCUCUACCAUUAAAGUCCAGGAGAGUCGCACAUCUUCCAUCUGUAGCUCUAGUUUGACUUUAAAUUCCUACAACUUGUUGUUUCUGCAGCCUCCACAGGCAGCGGUAUCAUGUCUAGUCACUUACAUGCAUCAUUAAGACUUUGUCCAUGUGUGUCGAGCAGCUGGAGCAGCAGAGGCAGCAGCUUCUGUCAGAGAGACAGACGUUCCACACCGAGCAGCUAAAACAGGCAGAGAUGAAGGUCCGCCAGCAGAGGGAGCAGCAGGGGCAGCCGGGUUACACGGUGCAGCACACAGGUCAGGACUCAAGGCGGCCAGUCAAACAUGGCACACAUACAAAUCAAGGAGUAAAGCUCUCAUUUCAAAUAUGGAAACAGUAUUUCUAUUCUUGUCAUCUGUUUAAUCACUAUGACUGCUUUUGCUUUUACAUUUUUAAACCGUCUUCUCUUUCUUUCAGGCCAGGCCGCGCCAAACCGUAUGAUCGCUGGCGGAGGAAACGCCCAGACAAUGGCCCCCCGACAUCCCGGGGCUCCCAACGGCAUGUGUGAGUCUUCUUUUCUGAGAGCUUCUGUUGUUUUGUGCUUUUUCUAGUCUGAUUCUGUGCAUACCCUGACCUUCUAUUUCUGUUGCAGACCCCUCCUCGCAGCCUGAUGGGAUCGCAGCAGCCCAACCAGGUCCCACUGCGACAAGCCACAGCUGAACCUUGAAGAAAACACACCCACACACAAACACACACGAAAACACAAAAACACAUAACACUGGCAUCAAUGUUCAGGAGCAACUGUUAAAAAUUUGAAGUGUAACUUUCCUGUCGUCCUUUUGUUUAUAGACACACAAGCACAGACACAGUUGAUGUGUAUUUUUGUUGAUGAGCUCGCUCAGUUUUAUCUGUGAAAUGUUUGUGCUCUGAUGUCAGAGUUGAGGAAUCUGAAGAUUAAACUCGGCUCAUUAAACAGUAUCUGAUGUUCUUUUCCA
Messenger RNA from Xyrichtys novacula (pearly razorfish), 10846 nucleotides. Lineage: Eukaryota; Metazoa; Chordata; Actinopteri; Labriformes; Labridae. The record is from the annotation of a GenBank genome assembly.